AUGAGUACUUCUGAUGGUACCUUCUAUGGAGCUCUCGUUGCCAAGAGGUUACAUGGAAAAGUAGCCAUCAUAACUGGUGGAGCUAGUGGGAUUGGUGAAAGCACAGCCAGAUUGUUCGUUCGGCAUGGAGCCAAAGUUGUAAUUGCAGACAUUCAAGACGAUCUUGGGCAAUCUGUGUGUAAAUAUGUAGAUCCCGCAGGUCAGACCAUCUCUUACAUCCAUUGUGAUGUUACUAAAGAGGAUGACGUUGAAAACGUCGUCCGUAGCACCAUGGAAAAGUACGGUAAGCUUGAUAUAAUGUACAACAACGCUGGGAUAACUGGUGACUUGGGUAGCUCAGUAGCAGAUACUAAUUUCGAAGAUUUCAAGAGAGUCCUAGAUGUGAAUGUACUAGGUUCAUUCUUGGGUGCUAAACAUGCGGCUAGAGUCAUGAUUCCAGCCAAGAAGGGUUGCAUAUUAUUCACUUCUAGUGUUGCUUCUAUAAUAGCUGGCGAGACUCCAAAUGCUUAUACCACAUCGAAACAUGCUAUUGUAGGCUUAACAAAGAACUUGUGCGCGGAACUAGGGCAAUAUGGAAUUAGGGUUAAUUGCAUUUCUCCAUUUGCGGUUGCAACCCCUUUGAUGACUGCUUCCGUCAAUAUGAAGCCAAGUACGCUGGAAGCAGCAGUUUAUGAAUCAGCGGUGUUGAAAGGAACAUUAAUAACAGUAGAGGACAUCUCGGAGGCAGCUGUGUAUUUAAGUAGUGAGGAGUCUAAAUAUGUUAGUGGGCUUAAUCUUGUUGUUGAUGGAGGCUAUACUACUAGUAAUCCUACUCUCAGCAUGUCUCUGAGCAAGUUUGAAGUAGAACUUGCUAAUUGA
This is a messenger RNA of Papaver somniferum (opium poppy), 858 nucleotides long. RefSeq names its product secoisolariciresinol dehydrogenase-like. The transcript has 2 exons. Gene Ontology annotation, molecular function: oxidoreductase activity, acting on the CH-OH group of donors, NAD or NADP as acceptor. NCBI's taxonomy places the organism in Eukaryota, Viridiplantae, Streptophyta, Magnoliopsida, Ranunculales, Papaveraceae. The record is from RefSeq and is a predicted model, not a curated record. Bases 1 to 858 code for a protein of 285 amino acids.